This is a messenger RNA of Suillus fuscotomentosus, 3297 nucleotides long. Its product is annotated as putative aminoadipate reductase. NCBI's taxonomy places the organism in Eukaryota, Fungi, Basidiomycota, Agaricomycetes, Boletales, Suillaceae. The transcript has 13 exons. The record is from RefSeq and is a predicted model, not a curated record. The coding region runs from base 1 to 3297 and encodes 1098 amino acids.
AUGGUCGCUUUAUAUCGUGAAAGUCAUGUCAAUUACCCUCCACUUGAUGGAUCUCUGUCUCUCCCUGAAUUGGUGGAAUUCAAUGCGCAAAAUAACUCAGACGUCAUUUUCUUUGUCUACGAAAAACCUGACAGCAAUGAUUUGGUCUCCAUCUCACACUCAGACUUCCAUCGAGCUUGUCAUCGGGCCGCCCAGGCGAUUAGGCCAGACUGUGCAGGUGUAGAUAAAGAAGUGGUUGCCCUCAUCGGGAUCUCCGACACCCUUCUUUACCAGACAAUAUUCAUGGGUAUCAUCUUCGCUGGGCUAAUUCCAUUCCCCAUGUCCCCUCGUAAUUCGGCAGCGGCAGUCACGAACAUGAUGCAGAAAACAAGAUGCUGUCGUUUAAUCACGACUCAACACUCUCUUGCUUCCUUGAUCGAUGGAGUCAAAGCGGGUUUUGUGUCUCACGACACUCAAACGAGCCCGCUGCAGAUCGACGAGAUCCCGGCGUUGAAACACCUGUACCCCGCGCUCGCUGGUGGUACUCCAGACGAGAACAUUAUCCCGCAUUCCCUAGGUUUGCCGUGGUCUAAAUAUGAGGUAUUAUUCUACCUGCACUCCUCUGGCAGCACUGGCUUCCCCAAACCCAUUCCAAUAAGUAACUUGACUGCCAUCCAUUGGUGCAUAACGCCGUGUGUUCUCGACCACAUCGAUGUUCCCGCGCCUAUCCGCGUCGGUAGUGCGUCCUUGCCAUCAUUUCAUACCCUUGGUAUAUAUAUUCAGCUGCUCGUCCCCAUCGCCACCUUGAGCAGUGUGUCUAUUUACCCACCUACAUCCCUCCUCGAUCCCUUGGCGGCCCCUGUAGUACCCAACUCGCAAAACAUCUUGAGUUCUGUACUCAAGACGAAAUCGAACGCUUUGGUAGUCGUGCCUGCCUUUCUGGCACAAUGGGCAUUUUCCCCGAGUGCUGUCGAUGUUCUGAAGACCCUCGAAUAUGUUGCCUAUGCUGGCGGUCCUCUCGCACCUAAGAUGGGAAAUGCCCUGGUGCACGCAGGGGUCAAGCUUUCCUGCGUUUACGGCGCUACAGAAUUUGGUAUCAACACUUAUUUCUUCCGAAAUUCGGUCGAGCAAAAGCUUUGGGAGUGGGUGCGAUUUGGACCAAAUUCCAAGAUCAGGUGGGCUCUACAGGACGAUGAUACUUAUGAAUGUCAAGUUUUGACCGUCCCGACGCAUCAAGUGUCAGUAGAGAAUCUUCCAGACGUCAAGGGUUAUACUACUUCGGAUGUAUUCAUCAAGCACCCGACCAUAGAGAGCUUGUGGAAAAUCGUAGGAAGGCUCGAUGACGUUUUGGUACUCUCUUCUGGGGAGAAGACUGUACCAGCUCCUAUGGAAAGCAUCAUCUCCGCCAACCCCCACGUAAAUGGCACCGUUAUAUUCGGCCGUGGACGCAAUCAAGUUGGGAUCCUCAUAGAGCCACGAGCAGGGUGUGAGAUUGACGUUGACGACGAAAAAGAUCUUGCUGAGUUUAGGAACCGAGUGUGGCCUCACAUAGAAGAAGCAAAUAACGAGGCUCCUGCAUUCAGCAGGAUCUUCAAAGAGAUGAUUCUUGUGACACGCAGUGAGAAGCCCAUGCUUCGAGCUGGAAAAGGGACCGUUACCAAGAAAGCAACCAUCAAGCUGUAUGAGGAGGAGAUUAAUGCCAUAUAUGAGACGGUGGAGGGCAGCGCCAGAGCAGGUAUCGAUGUACCUUUACCCACAAGCUGGACUGUGGAAGACGUCGAGGCAUGGCUCAAGGUCCACGCUACUGCUGUGAACGCUGAAAAGGCAGUCGAUCCUGAUGUAGACCUUUUUGCUCAGGGCUUUGAUAGUCUCUCCGCGACAUUCCUCAAAAACCGCAUUAUCGGCUCUCUCAGCUCGUCUUCAGAUCGCAACGUUCAGGUAUCAGCAUCGCGGAUUGACCAGAACAUCAUAUUUUCAAAUCCUUCGAUUCACCAGCUCGCGAGAAGCGUCAUCAAUGCAGUAUUGCAACAGAAUGGUACAGGUGCCGUCGACGCCAAGGCUGAUAUCGAGAACAUGAUCGAGAGGUAUUCAGUCGGAUUAGGUAACUCUGUCGCAGAGACCAACACCGCUCUAGUUAAUGGGUGUAACCAACGCAAUCAUGUGGUUGCCCUGACCGGGUCUACGGGUGGUCUUGGCUCAUACCUGCUUGCAGAUCUCCUCCAGCGUGAGGACGUGUCUGCGAUAUAUGCAUUCAAUCGCCCGUCAAAGGGGGCAUCUAUACAACAACGACAGGAGAAUUCGUUCAAAGAUCGCGGUUUAGAUUUCACCCUGCUUCAGUCAGGCAAACUAAUGUAUGUAGAAACUGAUACAUCCGAUGAUCACCUAGGUUUGGAUAAGGAGUUAUAUCAGAAGAUCUGCACGUCUGUCACUAUCAUUAUUCACAACGCUUGGCGACUCGACUUUAACCUGGCACUCUCGUCAUUCGAUUCUCAUAUACGUGGAACGCGGAAUCUUAUAGACUUGGCACUGUCUUCUCCACAUCAUCCAAAGCCGCGUUUCAUGUUCACAUCGUCUAUCUCAUCUGCUCAAAGUUGGGAUAGAGCAAAAGGACCAUUUCCUGAAGAAGUACAAUACGACGCAGGGGUUGCAACAGGUCCUGGCUAUGGUGCGAGCAAGUAUGUUUCGGAAAGGGUUCUCGUCAACAGCAAGUUACCAGCAUCAUCAUUCAGAAUUGGACAAAUAUCAGGAGGACCCCCGCGAGGAGCUUGGUCCACGACAAACUGGCUACCGAUCAUCGUCGAAUCAAGUGUAAGUUUAGGCACGCUUCCGGAAGCCAAAGGAUUUGUGUCUUGGAUCCCUCCACACGCCGUAUCAAAUGCUAUCCUUGAUGUGGCUUUCGCGGCAGAAGAACCUCCCAUCGCGGUGAAUCUGGUGCAUCCGAGACCGGUCGCGUGGAGAACGUUGAUACAACCCGUUGCGGACGCCUUGGUUGAGCGUAAAGUAACAAAUUACCCGCUACCACUUGUGCCAUUCUCGGAGUGGCACGAUAAGCUCGAAUCGAGUGCCAAGGAUUUGAGCAAAGAGACCAUGAAGCGCAUCCCUGCUAUCAAGCUUCUCGACUUCAUGCGUUUCAUGGCUCGAUCAGACAUCGCGACCAGGGCGUCUGGAGAGAUGAGCUCCGAAGCAGGUGGCGUGGCUUCUUUCGCUACCGCCGUAGCCGAACGCGUCAGUCCAACAAUGAAGGAGCUGAAGUCGCUGUCUUCAGCGGACGCAGCACAAUGGGUGGAUUAUUGGGUGGCGAUGGAGAUGUUUCAAUGA